CACAGCCAGUCCGGACCACCGCCGCCGCGCCCGUCCCCCGCCCGGCCGGCGCCCUCCUGUUUCCUUCCUCCAGGGGGAAAAAUGUGCUUUGGGCCGCUUUCCAGGAAGCAGCAGGAUGUGCCGCUCCACUGUCAGUAGCAACAAGCUGCGCAAACCAUGCAGGAUGAUUUACUGAUGGACAAAAGCAAAACCCAGCCCCAGCCCCAGCAGCAGCAGCAGCGGCAGCAGCAGCAGCAGCCCCAGUCCGAGCCCAGCGCAGCCGAAACCCCGUCCACGCCCCUCUCCUCAGAGACCCCCAAGCCGGAGGACAGCAGCGCCGUGCCGGCCCUUAGCCCUGCCGCGGCCCCGCCGGCCCCUAACGGCCCCGACAAGAUGCAAAUGGAAUCGCCGCUCCUGCCGGGCUUGAGUUUCCACCAGCCCCCUCAGCAGCAGCCACCGCCACAGGAUCCCGGGGCACCGGGCGCGUCGCUGUCGCCGUCCUUCGGCAGCACCUGGUCCACUGGCACCACGAAUGCGGUGGAGGACAGCUUCUUCCAGGGGAUCACCCCAGUCAAUGGGACCAUGCUCUUCCAGAACUUCCCGCACCAUGUCAACCCAGUCUUCGGAGGCACCUUCUCCCCGCAAAUUGGCCUGGCGCAGACCCAGCACCACCAGCAGCCGCCUCCGCCUGCGCCGCAACCCGCUCAGCCCGCGCAGCCCCCGCAGGCGCAGCCUCCGCAGCAGCGUCGCUCGCCAGCCAGCCCCAGCCAGGCGCCCUAUGCUCAGAGGAGCGCCCCCGCGGCUUACGGCCACCAGCCCAUCAUGACCAGCAAGCCGUCCUCGUCUUCGGCUGUAGCAGCAGCUGCGGCCGCCGCUGCUGCCUCGUCUGCCUCCUCCAGCUGGAACACGCACCAGAGCGUGAAUGCCGCCUGGAGUGCGCCUUCCAACCCGUGGGGCGGCCUGCAGGCGGGCCGGGACCCUCGCCGGGCAGUCGGCGUGGGUGUGGGCGUGGGCGUCGGGGUGCCUUCACCGCUCAACCCUAUUUCGCCACUCAAAAAGCCCUUCUCCAGUAAUGUGAUCGCGCCGCCUAAGUUCCCUCGCGCAGCCCCGCUCACCUCCAAAUCCUGGAUGGAGGAUAACGCAUUCCGGACCGAUAAUGGUAACAAUCUGUUGCCAUUUCAGGACCGGAGUAGGCCCUAUGACACUUUUAACUUGCACUCGUUGGAGAACUCCUUAAUGGAUAUGAUAAGGACUGAUCAUGAGCCUCUGAAAGGUAAACACUACCCUCCCAGUGGCCCACCAAUGAGUUUCGCUGAUAUAAUGUGGAGGAAUCAUUUUGCAGGACGUAUGGGAAUAAAUUUCCACCAUCCAGGAACAGAUAAUAUUAUGGCACUUAACACCAGGAGCUAUGGGCGGAGACGAGGUCGGUCUUCUCUUUUUCCCUUUGAAGAUGCCUUCCUGGAUGACAGUCAUGGUGAUCAGUCCUUGUCGUCUGGCUUAAGUUCUCCCACUCGCUGUCAAAAUGGGGAACGAGUAGAACGCUACUCUAGAAAGGUGUUUGUUGGAGGCCUUCCUCCUGAUAUCGAUGAAGAUGAGAUCACUGCCAGCUUUCGCAGGUUUGGACCUCUCGUUGUAGACUGGCCUCACAAAGCUGAAAGCAAGUCGUAUUUUCCUCCUAAAGGCUAUGCCUUUCUGCUGUUCCAGGAGGAGAGCUCAGUACAAGCUUUGAUAGAUGCCUGCCUAGAAGAAGAUGGGAAACUGUACCUGUGUGUGUCAAGCCCCACCAUCAAAGACAAACCGGUGCAAAUUCGACCAUGGAACCUAAGUGACAGUGACUUUGUAAUGGAUGGUUCUCAGCCUUUGGACCCCAGAAAAACUAUCUUUGUUGGGGGAGUCCCACGACCCCUUCGAGCUGUUGAGCUGGCAAUGAUCAUGGACCGUUUGUAUGGUGGUGUCUGCUAUGCUGGCAUUGAUACGGACCCAGAGCUGAAGUACCCGAAAGGUGCUGGCCGCGUGGCAUUCUCCAAUCAGCAGAGUUAUAUCGCAGCCAUCAGUGCUCGCUUUGUGCAGCUCCAGCACAAUGACAUUGACAAACGGGUGGAAGUGAAGCCAUACGUGCUGGACGACCAGAUGUGUGACGAGUGCCAGGGCACGCGCUGCGGUGGGAAGUUCGCCCCGUUCUUCUGCGCCAACGUCACCUGCCUGCAGUACUACUGCGAAUACUGCUGGGCGAGCAUACACUCGCGCGCCGGGCGGGAGUUCCACAAACCGCUGGUGAAGGAGGGAGGCGACCGCCCUCGGCACGUCCCGUUCCGCUGGAGCUGAGCCCGGGCAGACCCGGCCACAAGUACUGGAGUGGAUAGCGAGGAGGGAAAAGAGAGGGCACCGCCUCAGGGCUUACAGUGUUCUGGAAAUCUGUGCAUUCGUUCUCGAUUUUUAAAGAAGAAAUGGGUCUUUUUAUUAUUAUUAUUAUUUACAGUCAUAUUACUGAACUCGAUGUCCAGUAUAAUGCAAAAUUGCAGAGUGUAUAACGGUACUGAUUUGCACUUUGAUUCUCACACCUUUGUCUGCUUGGUACCCUCGUUUCUCACCCCAGUUUGUCCCUGGUGACAGUGCGUAGACUGCCAUUCUCACCCGCCGCCAUCAGGUUGAUGUCUGUGAUUUUUCUGUUUGUUGUUGUGUUGUUGUUGUUGUUCCGAUUGUUUUUGAACUGGAGCAUGCACUUAUUUUCAGAAACUUAGAGAGUUGCCCCUAGGAGAAGACUUACCAAAGGUAAUAAUUGUGAGUAGGUGGCAGAUGUAGCAAAAACUUCACAACAGCUCAGCAAUCAUAGUUGGGGUCAUUUAGAGCAAGGUAAACCCUUAAUGAAAAUAAGCCUUUAGUUGCUCUCUAUUUUGACAUGUAAGGAUACCUCAUAAGCUGAAUCCCUAUUUUUCCUUCACGUUUGAUUUUUAUUUUGCUGAGGAUUUUGGUUAGAUUUUUUAGUGUUAUGUAAAUUUAUGCUGCAAUAGCUUUUGCUGCUAUUAAAAUGGUAUUAUUAAUACCAUAAUACUCUAUUCAGGCUAAGGUAUCAAUGGAAAAAAAGCCCAACAACACACUUUUGUGAUUUAGGGAUAGAAUCAGCUGCCGAAAGGAGAUCGGAAUAGAUUUCAGAAAGCUUCAACGGAAGGUCACUAUUUCUGAUUGCAUGUUUACUUAAUCAGGUUGCUGCAUGCAAUAAAUUUUAUAUCCAAUGUCUAGUAUAAAACCUUCCCACAAUGCACAAAUUAAGAAUCUAUAUAAGCUAUAAAAUACUGAUUUUUUUAAAGAAGAUUUUUUUUUAUUCAAAGAAUUGGUAAUUGACCGGAGGAAGGCAUGCCUCAAUAAACGGAAUGCUUCUGAAAUUAGGAAGAGCCCAUAACAGAAUGACCUAUAUUACAACCAAUAUAAAACCUAGGUGUAGGAUAUUCUUAAAGCAAAUUUGUGGAUGGUAGAUGAAGUACUUUGCGGUGCUCUGUUAUAUAUUGUGCAAUUUAUUUUAUAUAGUAAAGUGAUUAUGUCUAACUGUGAUCAAACUUAACUGUUUAAAAGCCUCUGUGUCAGACAUUAAUGAACUUGACAGUUCAUAACUGGUAUACUAUUAACUAACACAUGAGCUCUUAGUUACAAUCUCCUAGUGCUUGCACCAUUUUACAUAGCUUCAGACCUUGUCCAGAAAACCAAAGAGCUCAUCUUAGCUUACAAACACUAGGAAUAUAUACAGUAUAUAGAGAUAAGUUGUCAGAUUGACAGACUAGGCACAUUUUAAGAAAGUUGCGUGCUGGUGAUGCUAAAGAAAUGUCUGUACGGAACAAGAUGGCCUGGGCAGGGUUGGUUGUCUGGGUAAGAAAUUAACUACUUAAUUCCCUGGAUUUAUCCUGUAAAGCUUGAAUAGAAUUCAGACCUGCUAAUACUACCAUGGACAUUUUUUUAGCAUUCACUCUUGGGCUGCAGAUAGUAAUAUAUAAACACACACAACGGUUGUGAGACUACGUAAAUUUGUUUUAAUCUUCUUCCUAUGUUUUGGAAUUCUGGGGACAAUCUGACUGGAUAUGACACUGCAGAGUAGACUUAAAUCGCCGUGUUCCGUGUGCUGUGAUGUCCUUGUGCCGUCCUAAGUUGAUACUGCUCGUUUCCGUUCCGUUCCGUUUUGUUUCUCCAGCGUUCAGUUGCAAUUACCAGCUCCCAAACUAUAGUUUGUUUCAAAAAGGAAAAACAAAAUAGUUUUUUACUGGAUUAAAAAUGCUUAUUAGAAUUCUCCCCCUUUGAGGUUACCUCUGGGCUUUUUGGUAAUAAUCGCUUUUUUCCAGCCCAGCUGUGGUUUUCUGUUUGUUUUUGUUUUUUUCUUUCUUUCUGUGUUUGUGUUUUUUUUCACCUGUACAAGAAAUUUUGUUAUGCACUACUACUUUUGUAUUCUAGACAGUUUUCAAAAGCUGGCUGAAGACUUUUUUGUUUGUUUGUUUUUAAGGAAAAAGGCAUGCUUUCUGACUGACACGAUCUUUUGCAAUACCUCAAUUUUGAAAUAUAGGAGAGAAAAUGAUAUUUUCUAAGUAAGUUUAUUCAGAAAAAUAUAUAUUAAUUUAAUUCUGCAAGAAAAAUGAUUUAACAGAUGGGUAACUUUAUUUUUUUCAUGCUUAUUUGUGUUUUUUGAAAAUGAAGAAGUUAGAGCUUUAUAACUAUAAUAUUAAAGAUCAUAUCUAACCUACAGAAAUCUACCUAAUUAUGUGAAAGAAGCAAAACUUUUUGAAGAAGCACCCCUCUUUCAUGUACUAAAAUAACACUGAGAUUUUUAAAAAGCUGAAAGAUUGUACAGCAUAAAGCUUAACAUGAAAGCGAGAAAACAUUGUCACGAAGAAUAGGUUACAAAAAAUAAACUCCAUUUGGUGCUGAAAGUUGCGGAUAGAUGGUGGAAACGACUUUCCCUUCAUUUGUAUAUUUAUAAUCAAGCGUUGAUUGUGCACGACUGACCAGGAUUGUGAAAGAGUUCUUCUGUUUGUAUUUUUUUAAAGAGAACUUUUUUAGUUUAUUAAAUUAUAACAUGUUCCCUUUUGUUUUGUAAAUAAAUGUGCCCCCAAGUUGUUAAUGUUAUAUUAAAAGAGAGGGUCCUUCAAAAAAAUUAUUUUUUAAAACACAGAGGUGUUCUGACCUGCAACUUGACUGGGAAGCCCCUGGGUAUCACAGGUCCUGUUGUGGCCUUUCCUUGACGUGACACUUGAACUAGUCGAUUUUUUGAAGGCUAUAACCUAACCUCGACUAUUUGUUGUUAUGUGCAAUACUGUUUGUACUGUUUGUAUAAAAAAUAGAAAAAAAAAGAAAAGAAAAAAGGCAUAAAUCUUUAUUGCAGAUUUAUUUUCAUUGCAAACUUUAGACAUUGUGAUUCACUGAAAUCAUUUUUCUACUGUCAAAUAUGUACCUUUUCUUCAUGCUGGUAUUUUUUCAAUAGUAAUGUAGCCUUUGUACUGAGACAAAUUUUCAUUGUUAUUUUUAGAAAGAUUUUUUGCUAAGAAAAAAAUUAAACAUAUUUACAUAUUUUUCAUUUUAUUUCGUAUUUUCUUUAAGGAGUGCUUUCUCAAUCAUUAAUAGAGUUGUUUCUGGGAGGGACUUUCAUAUCUGGUCAAUGUCAUAAUAUUAUUUUGUAUUUUUACUUGGAAUAAAUUAAUUUUAUGAUGCUAAUUCUUUAAAAGUUUAUUUUUUUCAUUUUCAGUUAUUUUUGAAGCUAAAACCUUUGUAAUAUUGUUACUAAAGUGUCUAGUUUUUUGAAAUGCAAAGCUUUAUGUAUUAACUUGCUGAUGUGGUUUACAAUAGUGUGACAACAGUGAAAACGGUUGGGUGUGUAAAGUGGUUGGAAACUGUAAUGAACAAUUGGGUAAUAAAAUGACAGAAUGAGCAGAACAUGUGAGAUUUUGACAAGCCUUUUCCUUUGUUCCAGUGGGUUAGUGUGAGAUUAGGGAUGUCACAGUACAGCUCUCUGGGGAUGUCACAGUGGAUUUAUACAACACCAGUGCAGCCCACUCUGUGGCUCUGAUCAUGAAGUCACCCCUAGUGAAAUACCGCCGGGUUGAGAACCUGGCCAGGUCAGCGGAAUGACUCAUUGCUUUCCCCCUCUAACUCUUCAUUAUGUCGUGUGUGUGCGUGCGUGUGUGUGCGCGUGUGUGUGUGAAUUGCCACCAACUGCUGUCCAUGUGUGAGACAGUGCCUCUCACCCAGGCCACAUCUUUUCCAUUCAUUGACAGUGGUGACGUCUGUCAGUCAGAGGAGGCUGCUGCGAGGACACCACCUUCGGUGUAGUUGGACUCGGGUGGUGGCGUCUUCCCCCGAGUUGCCCGCAGGGCCCGGGGCAGUGCACCCUGGAGGCACUCUCAGGCGCCACCACUGCAUAUGGACAGUCUCCGACUCCGCCUUCCUUCACCUCCCACCUGCUCCCUGUUCUGGUGCCCCUUGUUUGUCCCUAAUUGUCCCUGAUUGUGGCAACACAUCUGGCACCACUCCCGAGCAUGAUCUGUCUGCCCUCCUGCUGCUUCUCCAACACCCGCCUCACCUCGAAGCGGUGCUGUCACGGCAGCGCGUCCUUGUGGUGGCACCUCAAGUGAACACGAACAAACCACCCGACUGCAAAGCUGGUGUUGCGUAAACGGAACAUCCAAUGACUUGCUCUAGACAGGGGGUGUUUCUGUGAGUCCUUGGUAGCCUCUCCCGGUCCACUGCCACGGAGGCGAGGUUAUCAAUGACUUGGAGAAACGUGUGUCCAGAGUUGGCUUUUGGGUAUGCUCUGUGUAUUCAGUUUUGUAAAUAAUAUAUAGAUUAGAUCAAGUUGUGAUGUAAAAUUUUAACUCAAAUUGGGUAUUACUGGUUGGAAUUUUACAUUAACUACAAAUAAGUGAUUAGGAACAGAAGAAACGAAAUUGGAAAAUUCUUGCUUAGUGGUAUAAAGAUUACGCUUAGAUUUCUGCUUAUAUCUUGUGUUUUAUAGCUUGUUAGUGAGGCAUGGGCUAAUGCAGAAUGUAUUGCAUUUAUGCAAUUUAGCAAAUAACUGCUAGUUUUAAUUUUAUCUAUUGUAUUAGCAACAAAAUGGUAUUUAACUGGGUAAAGCUCCUACCUAAAUAUUUGAGUAUUGUGACAUCUCUACUUGCAAGGUUUGAGUGAAAGAUUAGUCACAGCUUAGUGAAAAAAGUAUCCUUUUGUUAAAUCUGGCUUAUUUGUAUGGAUUGUUGCUUUUUCACCAGUUUGUAUGGUAUGUCAGCUAACAUUUUCUGUUUUCUUUUUUAAUGAUAACCAGACUUCUCUAUCUCAGCUGCAAUAGUGUUCCAUUUUACCACAGAGUAUUUUAUAAUUAAUGCUGUUGACUUUAUACCCCAAAAUGAGUCAAGAAGUGGAUAUGUGAUUUGCGGAUGUUUAAAUGUGUAUGACGAUGAAGUUAAUCGCAACAAAUAGAAAACUCGGGUGCUAAUACAGGAUAUAGUUCCGUUGGGGUAUAAAGUAUUAGGUAUUUGUAUUUUUGCUGUCAAAAUAAUGGACAUAACUUUUAGAGUGUUCACAGCUAAGAUCUCUGUAUUUGUUUUUCAACUAACAACUAAUUUUAAAUGUAUUGUAUCUUUUAUUACCUGUCCUCAGAUUGUUUUUGCUCUGGUAACCCUUACUCAGCUUCCGCCUUCGGGGCUUGGACUAAUGUUGCUUGUACGGAACUGCAGUACUGUGACUAAACAUGGAGCUCGAUGCAGCUAUUGCUUACAACUGCUUAAACUUUGUAGUUUGGACUUCAUUUUUUUCUGUAAUAACAACUUAUUAAAUCUAGUUGUAUGAA
This is a messenger RNA of Phyllostomus hastatus (greater spear-nosed bat), 7798 nucleotides long. RefSeq names its product cytoplasmic polyadenylation element binding protein 3 (gene CPEB3). Gene Ontology annotation, biological process: negative regulation of cytoplasmic translation. Gene Ontology annotation, molecular function: translation factor activity, RNA binding; mRNA 3'-UTR binding; mRNA regulatory element binding translation repressor activity. The transcript has 11 exons. The record is from RefSeq and is a predicted model, not a curated record. NCBI's taxonomy places the organism in Eukaryota, Metazoa, Chordata, Mammalia, Chiroptera, Phyllostomidae. The coding region runs from base 157 to 2304 and encodes 715 amino acids. Gene Ontology annotation, cellular component: cytoplasm; nucleus; neuron projection.